Molecule: messenger RNA, 1461 nt
Organism: Acanthamoeba castellanii str. Neff
Lineage: Eukaryota; Discosea; Longamoebia; Acanthamoebidae
Product: EGFlike domain containing protein
Exons: 7
Coding region: 1-1461 (486 amino acids)
Source: RefSeq, a predicted model, not a curated record
AUGACCUUCGACCCCGACGAGGAUGAAGAGUGGGCCUGGACUUUCGAGGUUGGGGGCCAGAGCACAUGUAUCACCCGCAACACGGGGAGAUACGCCCUGCCGUGGGAGGACAGAAGCGUGUCCGUGCCCGCGGAGAUCGCCUUUGCGACCAAGCAGGCCCAGCUGCGGCUGACCAUAGACGCCUGGGAGAAGGACGCUCCGGGGCGCAACUGCCUUUGGGAGCACGGCGACGACGCCAGGCAUCGCAUGCAGGGCUACGUCCCCUUCGACCUGCUCUCCCUCAACUUCGGCCAGCAGGUGGCCUGGUCGAAAACGCUGGUCUUCCUCGACAGGUCGUACAUGUUGGGAGACCAGGUCUGCUCCACCACGGUCGACGGCCUCAUCCUCAAGCGUGAUACCAAUUACAUGGCUGGCGGGCCAGUAAUCAAGGAAGCCCUUGUUGUCGCCGCCUCCAACCUCCUGAAGCUCUACAUCAACGGCAAGGAUCUCAACCCGGACGCUCAGGACCUGCCCAGGGUGCAGAUCACUGGUCUGCACACCGAGUGCAUCGCCAACACCAUCCAAGACUCUGCCACGCAGAUCUCGUGCAACCUGGUCAUGCCCGAGUCGGCCCCCAUCACAGCGCUCGACCUCCAGGUGCAAGUGCAGACCCGCUUCGGCGUCUCGCGCUCCGCCAAGGCCUCCUUCCCUGCCUGCUCGGGCGGUUGUCAGAAUGGGGGCAGCUGCUGGUGGUCGAAGGACAAGGCCACCACCGAGUGCGUGUGCCCCGAGCGCUAUCACGGCGACCAAUGCCAAAAAGUGUACGCCGAUGACGAACCGGUGCUGCAGUCCACGGCGCCUCUGGGAGGCGACUACACGCUGGAGGGCGAGACGGUGAUCGCUUUGACCGGCCUCGUGAUGCCCAAGCCCGAGCUGUUGAUGUCGGCCCUCUGCCGGGUCUCUCGCGGCACGCCCGCCGAAGUCAAGGUGGUGGACGGGCAAGUGAUUCAAGAUGAUGUCGUGUGGACGGGUCCGGUGACGCCCUACGACGGCCGACAUGUUUCUCAGUCGGAUGCGCUCACCACCUCAGGCCUGUGCAUCAUGCCCGCCGGCCAUCUGGCGGCCUACAUGCGCGAGCACGAAGCCGACACCGACCUCUCGCACCUCACGGUGGCCGUCGUGUGGCAGGCCAACCAGGGCGGCGACCUGUCGAGGGAGUCCAAGGUCAAGGGCAGCUUCAUGCUUUACGGGCCGCUCGACAUUGCGAGCUCGAUCGUGAAGGCCGUCGGCAACGAGGCCGACGGGGGCGAGGUGCGGGUGCUGCGGGAGCAGAGCGUGCGGGUGAGCCUGUGCGACAGGCGCGGGCGCAACCGGGUGGGCGGCGACGACGCCGACCUGUUCUUCCUCGACUUCUUCGCUGGCCCUUCCCUCCUGCCACGGGCGUGGCCAAGCAGUUCCGAUACUCCUUAUGGCCACAAGUGA